Messenger RNA from Pteropus alecto (black flying fox), 847 nucleotides. RefSeq names its product serine rich single-pass membrane protein 1 (gene SSMEM1). The transcript is spliced from 3 exons. The record is from RefSeq and is a predicted model, not a curated record. The coding region runs from base 1 to 732 and encodes 243 amino acids. Lineage: Eukaryota; Metazoa; Chordata; Mammalia; Chiroptera; Pteropodidae.
AUGGGAGACCUUCUUUCCUUGUUUUGGGAGGUGGAUCCUCCCCCCAUACCUUUAAGUUUUACCAUUCCAAGUCAGGAUUAUGAGUGCCGGAAGGAUGACUCUUGUGGGGCAAUAGGGAGCUUCUUGCUUUGGUAUUUUGUCGUUAUAUUGGCCUUGAUGUUCUUCUCUCGGGCUUCUAUCUGGAUGUCUGAGAAGAAAAAAGAUGAAGACAGUGGGACAAGCACUUCAGUAAGUAAAGCAAGCAAAGAUACUUCCUCUAAAGAGCAAAACAAAGAUGGUGACUGGGACACUCUACCAAUGACGAAAAAGCCAAAGCAGAGCCCACUUACCCCUGUAACUGACUCCGAAGUGGCCUUGGUCAAUGCCUACCUUGCACAAAGGCGAGCCAGGCGCCAUUCUCAAUUGAGCCAGGUGAUGCAGACCCAACAUGACAGUGACACUACCGAGUGUGACAGUGAAGAAUCUAACUCGGGAGCCUCCUCGUGGAAGGAGAGCGAAAGUGAGAACCCAUCCCCAGCCAGUGGUAAGAGGAGAAAAGUAGCUCAGAGCCAAAAGAACGCGGGGAGUUACCAAAUCAGGGAAAGGCCCUGCCUCCACUGCAAAGCCUUGAGAACCAAUGAAUGGCUGACACGCCAUUUCCUUGGAAACGCUUCAGAAACAGCCCCAAUGAAGAGUGGUGUUCAAGAGGAAAACUCUGUUCCUGACAUUAAAACAAAAUUCAGCAAAUUCUGAAUUAUAUCAAGUCCUUACCUUACUUGAAGCCAAAUGAAAGAAAUGACUACAACACCAAAAAUCACCAGAGCUCUAGGCGAGGAGGAUUUACAAUAAAGUCUCUCAACUAACAACA